AUGAAGGUGUUGGUCUUGGCCGUGGUGCUGCUCUGCGUGUGCAGCUUGGAAGGUGCUGUGGUGAAGCGCGACGCAGAAACCCCAGGCUCCAGCCUCCCGGAUGUCUUCACCCAGUACUUCCACACGGUGUCUGAAUACUUGAGCAAGCAGUUGCCGGAGAAGGCGAAGACCGAGGAGCUAAAGACCCAGGCAAAGGCUUAUCUGGAGCAGGCCAAUGAGCAGCUUUCGCCUAUCGCCAAGCAGCUGCACGCCGAAUUCGUGGACCUCCUCACCAAGCUGCUGGAGACCGGGAAGAAGGCUGUGCAGUGA
Molecule: messenger RNA, 309 nt
Organism: Emys orbicularis (European pond turtle)
Lineage: Eukaryota; Metazoa; Chordata; Testudines; Emydidae
Gene: APOA2
Product: apolipoprotein A2
Exons: 3
Coding region: 1-309 (102 amino acids)
Biological process (GO): lipoprotein metabolic process; lipid transport
Cellular component (GO): extracellular region
Molecular function (GO): lipid binding
Source: RefSeq, a predicted model, not a curated record